Messenger RNA from Phalacrocorax carbo (great cormorant), 6527 nucleotides. The record is from RefSeq and is a predicted model, not a curated record. NCBI's taxonomy places the organism in Eukaryota, Metazoa, Chordata, Aves, Suliformes, Phalacrocoracidae.
AGCAGCCAUUUUGUCUUUCCGUUGCUGCUGCUGCCCGAGCUUCUCCCUCCCACCCGCCGCCGCUGGCCGCGAAACUCCAGUUCCCCCCCGGGCCCGGCUCCCGCCGGAUCGGCCGCCUGCGCCCUCCGGCCUUCCUGUGCCGGGGCCAGGGGCCGGCGGAGGCACGGAACGGCCCCGGCCUUCCUUCCCUUGGUGGCGCCGGCUCUCCCCGCCUCGGAGGCGCCGCCGCGGACCCCCGGCGAGGGCUGGGGCGCCUCUUCUUCCCCGCGUCCCCUGGCCCGCCGCAUGUGCCCCGCAGCUGCCUCCGCCCCGGGCGCCAGAGCCUGACCUUCCUCCUGCUCCUCCUGCCCUCCGGGAGCGGCGUGCCCGGCAACGUGCCCUCGCCCAGCGGGAAGCCCGGCGUGUCGCUGAGGGCGCCUCUUCAUCCCCCACCCCCCGCCCUCCUCCUCCUCCUCCUCCUCCUCCUCCUCCUCCUCCUCCUCCUCCUCCUCCCGCCACCCCUCUCCCUCCCGCCUCACCAUGUCCAGCGAGGAGAGCUACCUGGCCAUCCUGCGCUACCUGACCAACGAGCGGGAGCCCUACGCGCCGGGAACGGAGGGUAACACCAAGCGAAAGAUCCGUAAGGCGGCCGCCUGCUACGUGGUGCGCGGCGGCACCCUGUACUACCAGCGGCGGCAGCGGGACCAGCAGCGCUUCGCCGAGCUCGAGGUGGUGCUGCAGGCCGAGCGCCGCGCCCGCCUCAUCCGCGCCGCCCACCUGGCGCCCGACGGCGCCCACCGCACCCGCCUGCAGACAUGGCAGGGGCUCUCGCAGAAGUACUGGUGGCGAGGUAUUCUUAAGCAGGUUAAGGAUUACAUUAAAGAAUGCAGCAAGUGCCAGGAAAAGCUAGAUCGCUCUAGAUCUCUGUCAGACCCUUCUGAAAUGCUGGAGGAACUAGGACUGGAUGCAAAAUCUCAUGAAGACAGUAAUGAAACAGAUGAUGAAUUGAGUAAUACUGCAUCAAUCCCAGCUGCAUCACCAAAGCCUGUGAAGAAGCAGCCAAUAGCGAAGCAUGAGCUUGUAUUCGUUGACAGUAAGGGCCUUGUGAAGCAGUCAUCUUCCAAACAUUGUCUGUCAGUCUUAAACCAACUGAAUCAGCAGAGGCUUUCCAAUCAGUUCUGUGAUGUGACUCUGCUGAUUGAAGGAGAGGAGUACAAAGCUCACAAAUCUGUCUUGGCAGCCAACAGCGAGUACUUCCGAGAGCUCUUCAUUGAAAAGGGCGCUGUCUCUAGUCAUGAAGCUGUAGUGGAUCUGUCAGGGUUCUGCAAGUCCAGCUUCUUGCCUCUAUUGGAAUUUGCUUAUACUUCAGAAUUAACUUUUGACUUCUGUAGUAUGGCAGAAGUGGCCAUGCUUGCCCGGCAUCUCUUCAUGUCAGAGGUCCUUGAAAUCUGUGAAAAUGUGCACAAACAGAUGGAAGAGAAGCAAAUUACGGUGUACCAAAAGGGAGAUAUUCAAACAGUAGAGUCAACGCAAAAUUUAGCAGAGCAGACUGAAGUUGAGACGCAGCCUGUGGAUGGUGCUGAGCAACCUCAGCUCGCAGCCAGUGAAGCGCCAGUAGCUGUGAAUGGAGCUCCUUCCUCUGCUGGGACAGAGGAGGCAGCAGCACCCCAGCCUGACCUCCUGCCCCCAGAGCCUGCAGAGGCCACUCCGGAUGAUCUUUCAAAGCCUGUGGAGCAGUGUGAAACAGCUGAAAAUUACAUCAAGAUGCAGCUGCUGGAUAGCAUUUCAGAUAGCGCCGUGUCUGUUGUAGAGGCUGAGCAGUUGGCCGUGGAAGUCAUGGACAUGCAGUGUCAAGCAGAAAAUGAGGCAGAUGAAAACGAAAGUGGGAAAGCAAAUGUGGAUGCUGCUUCUGAAGACUUCUCGGAAGCACUCAAGCAAAAACUUGGCAAACAAAGUAAAGAACAGAGCAUUUCAGUUUCACAGCCAGAAAGCCUUGCUUCCAGCCAAGAUGAUACUUACAAAAGCAAGCUUCGCCAGCGUUCUGUUAGUGAAGGGGGAUAUAUCAGAUUGCAUAAAGGAAUUGAAAAAAAACUGCAAAAUAGAAAGACAAAUCCUAAAUCUGCAAUACAGCAGGUUGCCAUGAAGCUGGUACAAAGGGGGAAAAAAAUGAAACAGCCCAGGAGAGAGACCAUGGAAAAUAAUGAAGUAGAAGCUCAGCACAAAUGCACUGAGUGUGGAACGGUGUUCCAGCGGCGCUAUGCACUUAUAAUGCACACACUGAAACAUGAAAGAUCUAAAGAUUAUAAAUGCCCAUUGUGUAAAAAAGAAUUCCAGUAUGGUGCCUCCCUGCGAGCCCAUCUUGUCCGGCACACUUGGAAGACUGAAGUGAACACUGCAGCUGCUAGUGUGGAAGAGACAGGUGCAUCUUCGGUGAAAGGGAGAACUAAACGGGAAUUUAUAUGCGAUAUAUGUGGGAGAACUCUACCUAAGCUCUAUUCUCUCAGAAUACAUAUGCUCAAACAUACAGGUGUAAAACCACACGCAUGCAAGGUUUGUGGAAAGACCUUUACCUAUAAGCAUGGAUUAAAAAUGCACUUAGCUCUCCAUGAAGUACAGAAACAGUUCAAGUGUGACUUGUGUGAAAAGUCUUUUGUGACAAAAAGAAGUCUGCAGGAACAUGUGAGCAUUCAUACAGGAGAAUCCAAGUAUCUUUGCUCCAUCUGUGGAAGAUCUUUCCACAGGGCAUCAGGACUCAGUAAACACAUAAAGAAACACCAGCCAAAGCCUGAAGUUCGUGGAUAUCAGUGUACUCAGUGUGAAAAGAGUUUCUACGAAGCUCGAGAUCUUCGGCAGCAUAUGAAUAAACAUUUAGGUGUGAAGCCAUUUCAGUGUCAGUUCUGUGGAAAAUGUUAUAGUUGGAAGAAAGACUGGUAUUCUCAUGUGAAGUCUCAUUCUGUCACAGACCCUUAUAGGUGUAAUAUAUGUGGUAAAGAAUUUUAUGAGAAGGCUUUGUACAGAAGGCAUGUAAAGAAAGCCACACAUGGUAAAAAAGGAAGAGCAAAACAAAACCUGGAACGAGUUUGUGAGCAUUGUGGAAGAACAUUCACACAACUCCGGGAAUAUCGGAGACACAUGAACAAUCAUGAAGGUGUGAAGCCAUUUGAAUGUCUCACUUGCGGUGUAGCCUGGGCCGAUGCGCGUUCAUUGAAGCGUCACGUGAGGACGCACACUGGGGAACGACCGUAUGUCUGUCCAGUGUGCAAUGAAGCUUACAUAGACGCCCGGACGCUACGGAAGCACAUGACCAAGUUUCAUAGGGACUACGUGCCCUGCAAAAUUAUGCUGGAAAAAGAUACUCUUCAGUUUCAUAACCAGGGGACGCAGGUGGAGCAUGCCAUCAGCAUUUUAGCAGCAGACAUGCAGGAGCAAGAAGCCGAGAUCAGCAUUGAUGGUGGAGAGAUUGAGACUGUGGUAGUGACAGGAGAGACGCUUGAAGCCAUCGAAGCGGUUGCAGCUACUGAGGAGUGUACAUCAGUCUCUACUCUUUCUGACCAAAGCAUCAUGCAGGUGGUAAAUUAUGUGUUGGCGCAACAGCAAGGACAGAAGAUGGCUGAAGUGACACAGGCCAUUGAAACUGUAGAAGUUGAAGUGGCCCAUGUUACAAAGACUGAAUAUAGUAUAUGAGAGGGCAAGAAGGGUUGAGGUCUUAUGAUCUCUGCCAGCUAAGUAUUUAACUGGGUAUCUGAGGCGUACAGCGAUACCUACUUUCAAACAGUUAAUCCCCAGUACUGAAUGUCUUGGUGAUGAAAUACUGCACUGUGCAUUACAGGGGGGGAAAAGUUAAGAUGCUUCAUUGUGGGCCAAAGCUUUGAAGGCUGAGGUUUCCACACAGGCCAUAACUGUAAAAAGAAAAAAGAAAAAAAAAAAACAAAACAAACAAACAAAAAAACCAGAAGAACAAAACAAAUAUGUUGGAAUAAUGUUUCCUGUGUCAUAGAGUAUGUAUCUUGCUGUAACUUUUAAAAAAUGGAAAAAAAAAAACCCAAAACCAAAACAAAAACCCCAACAAAACAAAGAGGCUGCACUAAAAACUAGAAAUGCACAGCUAUCAGUAGCAUUUUUUUCCUUUUGUUUUUAUGUGCAUUUCAUCAAGUUUGUGAGCAAAUUACCUGUACUGGAUUCUGCCUGUUUACUCCCCAAGACAAGGGGAUGUUAGAAUGCUUCAUGCAGCGAGUGGUUCGCGUGACCUGCAGAAAAUGUGAGGCUUUUUACUUUGGGUAGAUGCAUGAUUGCCAGUUGGUGAAUCCCAGUUUUGAAGAACUUACUUAAAUGCCAGGGUGGUGGGUGGCACGUCCAGGGUUCAGCAGAAUGCUGUAAAAUGUCUUACAGAUGGUGGGCAGGGGUCCACUGGAGUCUGAGCAAGGGGUUCUCUGAGGCGAUUGUGACUUUAGGUUGACCGGAGGACAGCCCGCUGCAGGGAGACUGCUUGGGGGGGAAGUAAACCGCUUUUUAAUUUGAAGCGAGGAGCUUAUGCUUCAUCCUCUGUGCACAGCCGUGUUUUGUUCAAUGAUGUUUGGUUGCGUAAAGGAAGCUAUUGCCUGCGUCGUGGUAUGUAUCCAAAGCAAGCAACCUAAUGAUGGAUGUUUCUAAUUCUGCGUUACAUUUGAUGUAGAAACUCUCGAAUGAAAAAGGUCUAAUGGCACACCACUUUGGGAAUAUAAAUAUACUGGAAGAGGUCCCGCUAGUUAUGGUCUGAUCUUGUCUUGUAUCGUGUUGAAAGGAGGAGUCCUGGUAACUCCCAAAUGGGACACACAGCAAUAUCAGGAUGGAGAACUAUGAAAACCUUACUAUGGGGUAAAGAUUUAAAUUUUCUCAAAAUACCCAAGUCUCCAGAAGACCCUAUUACUGCUGCUAUAAGAAAAUACUUCUUGGGGCAAGCUAAUUCCUGGCAUUGCACCACAGAGAUGGAAAAAUUCUUACUAGGUUUUCCUGUGAGGAAGCAUGAAUCACGGCCAUGCUUGGCCAAAGUUUCAAUGUCUCUGAUUUAAUACCACAACCAGUGGUAUCUUAACCUGUACAGGGUGCGGGUUCUUUCAUCGUUGUUUGUGUGGGAGUUCUUUAAGCAAUAAACAUGUUGGUCGAGGUAACCGGAUCCGCUACGCACAUGAACAAUCAGAACUGUAUUCUUUAAAUUGUUCUCAGUCUACAGUGUUCUCCCGUUUCCCAACUUUGACAGCAGCAGGCUAUCCAAGGAGCCAGAAGCCUGUAACAUUGCAGGGUAAACUUGGUAAAUAAAGUUAGGUGCACGUAACUCUGUACUACCUGUGAAACAGACCCGCUGAACAGAAUCUAAGCAAAAUCUGUGACAAAGUAAUCACCUCAUUUGAAUUAGCAUUUCUGCCUUUCAUCUUAUUUAACUCUUUGAGUAUCUGUCUACUAAGCUACAGAAUGGACUAGUUUUUUUUUUACUUUGCAAGUGUGUAGAUAAGCAGUUGUUUGAAAAUUUUUUAAGCAACAUGUAGUUUGAGUUCCGGCCUUGGAUCUGAAUUAAUCUGUAGAUUACUAUUUCAAAGGUCAAGGUCUUCCUGCAGAGAAGUAACGUAGUUAUUUAUACAUCCUGCAGCCCUUUACAAUGGUAUGCUUUUCUAAUUACCAAAUGGAGUAAAACUAAAAUGAAAACUUAAAAAAAAAAAAUACUGCUAGCUGUAACUCUUGAAUUUUUGUAUGGUCAGGAAUCUGGAGAUAGCCAUCCUGCUUAACAUUACAAUACUGCCAUUAUGAUGAAAAAAGAUUUAAAAGAGCACUAGGUAAACUUUAAAAGUUACUUAAAUGUUUGUACCUUACAAAUAAUUAUGUAUUACUAAAGUGAGGAAAUGUUCAAGGAAAAAUAGCUGUAAAUAGUGCUAGAACAUUAUUUGUAUAUUUAGUGUGUUACCUUACAAGAAGAAUAUUACCAGCACCUGAGUUUAACCUUCGGUGCAUUUAUUUAUUUGCCCAACCUACGGAAGAGACAGAAGUGAAUCUGCAUCUCAGAGCCUUGUUUACCCACUGUAAAAAAUGCUGUAACUGACUUGAUGGCCUGCCAUUUAAAAAUGAAAAACAAACAAGCAAACAAAAAAAAAUCACAAGAAGUGGUUUCCUGAACAAGACUCAGCCAGGAGCAUGAAGGCUAAAUGUUGCGGCACCCCUCUCGUAGCAUUCUGUGCCUUACCUUUCAGAAGGGCAUGAGGUAAGUAGGGAGUGUCACUCUUAGCUUUGCUGUUCCUGUAUGCAUGAAGUUGCCUUAUGUUUUAAUUUAGAUUUCAGCUCUUCAAGAUGUUCACUGCACUUCUGCAACCUAUUUCAAGUCAGACUGCAAAUGUGCAAUUGAUGUAAUUUAAUUUGAUUUUUUUAAAUAAGGAUCAGGAGACACGUCCAUUUAUAAAAUAUUCCUAGUGAAUUCCUGUACAUAACUGAUUUGAUCUGUACAUUCUGCUGUUUUUAUUUAGUGUUAGAUGUAUAAAGUUAUGAUCAUUUCUGUCAUUAAAUAAACUGAGCUUUGCCAUGAA